This is a messenger RNA of Penicillium canariense, 2580 nucleotides long. RefSeq names its product alpha/beta hydrolase family protein. NCBI's taxonomy places the organism in Eukaryota, Fungi, Ascomycota, Eurotiomycetes, Eurotiales, Aspergillaceae. The transcript is spliced from 6 exons. The coding region runs from base 1 to 2580 and encodes 859 amino acids. The record is from RefSeq and is a predicted model, not a curated record.
AUGCUCUCUGAAAAAUGGGACAUUCUAGGGCCAUUCAGGCUCGGUACAAGAGAAGCCAUCUGGGGAGCAGACCCCCUGGAGUAUCACGGUGGGUUCCACGGUCUACCGCAUGUUUCCAAUGCAACCUUCAACAGUGCUCUCACAAUGAAUGGGUCGGUCCAAUGGGGCACCACGUAUGCAACUAUCUCAAGAUCCUCCCGCGGGCAGGUCAAGGCUGCCCUAACUGUGAGUUUCCCGGCCACCAAUUGGGAGUUCUUGCAAUCGGUCUAUGGCUGGCCAGCCCUACAGUACCAGGCAUGGGCUCGCGGAACUUUGGAGAUCAAAGGAUCUCAGCCGCAGACAAUAGCCCUCUCCGGGGGCGGCCUGCUGGAAUUCUUGGUGGAUGGCAAGCCAUAUUUUGGCGGGGACUUGUAUCAUUAUCACCGGGCCCCCAGCCUACUCCAGUUGUCUCCCGGUCCUCAUGUGCUCGAGCUCCGGCUCACUCGGGAUGUACGUGCUCUUGGUGGAGUGGACAAUGCUAUUGAAGUAACCAUCGAUGCCGAGCUGCGGGAAACGGAGCCCAUCACUCUGGAUCAAGGCAGUCUGUUAGUCUCUGAGUUGACUGGUGGGAGGCUCGGGAGUCCCUGGAGCUCGAUCAAUGUGCAGAACAAUGACGGAGCAGAUGUGAUGAUCACCUCUAUCCGCGCAUUCAAGACGUUGCAUCACGUGUCAAUGAGGGAACCCCUGCAAAUAUCUGGACAUCAGACUCGACCUCUAAUUUUCACUAUCUCUCUCUCGACGCUUGAGGAGCAACACUUCUCUGUGGAGGUAAUAUGUCAAACUGCUGACCAGAUUUCUCGGGCCCUAUACUUCGACAUCGACCUCGAAGAAAGAGCUCUGUCAGAUUCAAUCAGGAUCACUUACCUGCAUCCGGCAGGCAUUGUUUCUUAUGCCAUUCUGCGGCCUCCGCCUGUCGAGUCUUGUAAUGUCUCGCUAGCCGUUCCGGUGAUUCUUGUUCUCCACGGGGCUGGGCUGGCUGCGGAUAGCUCUCAGGCGCGGGGCAUGCUAGAUGAAGCAUACGGGACGUGUUCUUGGAUGUUGUUUCCGAGCGGCGUCACUUCAUGGAGCGGAGAUGACUGGCACCUUUGGGGCGUUGCUGACAUUCAGGCUGCAGUUUCCGCCAUUGCAGACUGGGCCACAGCUGUCAGAUGGGCCGGUCCUGGUGCUGCUCGAGAGGAGCUUGUCGUGGCCGGUCACUCCAAUGGGGGCCAGGGCGCAUGGUACUAUGCAACGCAUUUCCCGGACAAUGUCUCCGCUGUAGCACCUGUCUCCGGGUACACAUCGAUUGAAAAUUAUGUACCUUAUACGAUGUGGCAGGUCUUGGAGCCCUCACUUUCCUCCGUCCUCGCAAGAUCAAGGUCUGCCUAUAAACACGAAUUGUUAGUAGGGAAUCUGGCUGGUAUUCCAGUGGCACAACAGCACGGUGCAGAAGAUGAUAAUGUGCCAGCAUAUCACGCACGAUUGAUGCACGAGCUCCUAGGUCAGGCGCAGUGGCCAUCCAAGUAUGAAGAACUACCAGGCAAGGGUCACUGGUUUGAAGGCGUGAUGACGACGGAUUAUCUAAAAGGGUUCUACCAGGCCAUGGUCAGCCAGUUCAGAAAGGCGGCAGAAAUUCCACAAACGUUCACCGUCACAGUCCCAGCUUCUGGAAACUUGGGGUCUAAGGCUGGAAUCCAGGUCGACCAGCUCCAAUCACCUGAUGUAAACGGUAAGUUGCGCGUCACUCGCUUUUCGGACAACAGGACUUGGCACAUCAACACUAGCAAUAUUCGUCGCUUCCACAUGUCGGCAACCUCGUCUCGGAUUGAGUUGCCUGCGGCCAUUGUACUUGAUGAUACGACAGGAACUUUUGAUGUGAAUCUCGCCCAAAUAACGCAAACUUGGUACUUGAGAGGUGCCGACGGGAAAUGGAACGUCUCUCAUAACCCGCACUGGAAGACUGUUCAUCAACGAUAUGGCCGUCAGCUUGGUGCACUCGAUGCCAUUCUUCGCACUCAAGGAACAUUCACGAUCCAAGUGUGUUCACCAGGAGUGGAAUACAUUGCUCUUCAAAUCAGUCGCAAUCUCUUUCAGUAUUUUGCAGCCGAUGCUCAGAUCCUCAGGUACUGUUCGAGCAACAGCUCGCAGCAUCAAUCUGGAAACAUCAUCACGCUUGCUGUAGGUCAGGAUCUUCCCACGGCACUGCUAGAGAAAUAUCCGAUUCGCAUUGACAAAGGCCGUCUUGUCAUGUCAACAACCAACCCCUUGUCCACGCUGCCGACCUUGAGGCAUGAAUAUGUGUAUGAUGAACCAGGUUUGGGCGCAGUCUUUCUUCGACCCUGCGAGGACGAAAAAUUGGAGUUGGUAAUUUGGGGCACCGAUUCGGUUGGUCUGCUGCAGGCCGCUCGUCUUGCCCCGACUGUCACUGGGUCAGGACAGCCCGAGUAUGUGGUCCUGAACGCUCGCUCUCGCUGGGAAGGCGUAGCUGGAGUUUAUGCCGCCGGGCAUUUGGAUUGGUCCUGGCAGAUAUCACCGGGCUCAUACCACUCUGAUCCCAUCUGA